Messenger RNA from Helobdella robusta, 279 nucleotides. RefSeq lists its product as hypothetical. The transcript has a single exon. The record is from RefSeq and is a predicted model, not a curated record. Lineage: Eukaryota; Metazoa; Annelida; Clitellata; Rhynchobdellida; Glossiphoniidae. The annotation marks the transcript as partial.
CCCCAGGUCUCUGGAGUUUCACCAAAAGAAGGCCCAUUGAAUGGAGGAACCAAAUUGACAAUAAGAGGUCAAAAUUUGGGUCGAAACAAAGAGGAUGUGAUUGGUUUGUAUGUGUGUGGAUCAAAUGUUCUUUCCAGCCUGGAGUACAUAUCAUCGAAUAAACUGAUCUGCACGACGAAACCUUGGAAGGCAGGUUCUGGUAAUGUAUCCGUUGAGACUCAGUCAGGGGGCAGAGGUGUGUCCCUGGUGCAGUUUUGUUUCGUGAAUCCUCCACAAGUU